GCCCUCAUCGGUUCUUUCUGGUUUCUCACUUCUCCUUUCAAGUCUUAAAUUCCUCGUUUGGCUUUGCGUUAAUUGUCUUUUUUCCGUGUUCUUUUCACGAACUGGCUAACACACAGGAUCCAAUUCUGGAGGGAGAUUACAAGAACCAAGAGGUGGUUCUUGCCUUUUAUGACGCCCUAAAGGCUCGAGACGUGGACAAGGUUCACCAGAUUCUAGCUCCGGACCUAGAGUGGUGGUUCCAUGGUCCCCCGACUCACCAGUUUAUGGUGCGCCUGCUGACUGGAGCCUCAUCGGACGAUUCCUUCAAAUUUGAUCCUCUUUCUCUCAAUACCUUCGGGUCCACCGUCAUCGCCGAGGGCUGCGACUCAAGCGGGUCCAUUUCCUGGGUUCACGCCUGGACCGUAACGGAUGGGAUAAUUACUCAGGUGAGGGAGUACUUCAACACUUCUCUCACGGUUACCCGCCUCGGAAACCCAAAUCAAUCUCCGCCGUCCGCUUAUAACAAACCGUCGUCAUCCACGGCUGAUAUUACUCCCGUGCGUUGCCCUUCCAUUUGGGAGAGCAGCCUUUCCAACCUCGCCGGAAAGUCUGUUCCGGGACUCGUCCUGGCAAUUUAGUAAUUUCACUCCCUUCUCUCUGUGAUCACCUGCGGCCGUGAGCAAGAUAAUAUGAUAAAAAUAAAAUAAAACAAAAUAAAAGUGUGUACCGUCAGCACCGUGUUUGGCUCUUGCUUUAUGGGCUGAGCUGUCUAGGACGGAGAGAUGUAAACUACUAAGGUCCUAUUUGUUUGGGUUGGUUUUUUGGAUUUUUUUUUUUUAUCUGUUUUUGCCUUCUUGUGUGUUUUUAUUUAGGGGUCAGUUUGGUUGGUUGUUUGGUUGAGUGUAACUGUUAGUGAUUUGAUUUGUUUGGAGAUGGGUGGGACAACAUGGUUGUAUCCUAUCUAUUUUAUUUCGUGUUGGGAUUUUGUAAUAAAAUUAUCUUAUUUUA
Messenger RNA from Rubroshorea leprosula, 987 nucleotides. The record is from the annotation of a GenBank genome assembly. NCBI's taxonomy places the organism in Eukaryota, Viridiplantae, Streptophyta, Magnoliopsida, Malvales, Dipterocarpaceae.